Molecule: messenger RNA, 2277 nt
Organism: Diprion similis
Lineage: Eukaryota; Metazoa; Arthropoda; Insecta; Hymenoptera; Diprionidae
Gene: Pez
Product: tyrosine-protein phosphatase non-receptor type 14
Exons: 7
Coding region: 161-1498 (445 amino acids)
Cellular component (GO): cytoskeleton
Molecular function (GO): cytoskeletal protein binding; protein tyrosine phosphatase activity
Source: RefSeq, a predicted model, not a curated record
GACAACAGAUCCCAAACACCUCAACUUACACCUCUGACAUGUGACAGAAGAGAGAUACUCGUCACGUAUUCACGGUUCCACGGUCAACAUUAUCAAACCUCUCGGAUCAGCUAGCAAAAAAGUUUCGUCGCAUCCAACGCUACUCAUCAAGCAAAGAAAAAUGCCGUUCAAAUUUCAUCUAAAAAAAAGUCGACAAUACAAUGUUAUAUCUAAGAAUCAGUAUGUAAUUUGUGUCGAGCUUUUGGACACAGGAUCAAUAGAAUGUACCUUGGAUGUACAAAGCCUAGGUCACGAAUGUCUAACCAAUGUAGCACAGAGGCUAGGUCUUGGACAGCCAGAAUUCUUUGGACUGAGUUAUAUCUCUCACCAUGGAUCGCCAGCAUCGCGCUGGGUCCAGAUGGACAAACCUCUUAAACGGCAACUUGAAAAAGAAGCUAGAAGCUUUAAUCUGCGACUUAGAGUUAUGUAUUUUAUUACCGACAUCCAGCUCAUACAGGAUGAAAUAACGAGGUAUCACUACUAUCUUCAACUGAAAAUGGAUGUUAUUGACGGUAGAAUUCAUUGUAAUCCUAGAGAGGCAAGCACCUUGGCAAGCUAUUCAAUGCAGGCAGAGUUCGGCAAUUAUGACCCUCAACGACAUACUGCAGAGUAUCUUCGGCAGUGCAUGCUAUUUCCAAAAAACAUUAUACAAACUGAUCCUGGUGGGCAAGACUCAUUACUUUCAGCAGCCAUUAUUCGAUACAAGAGCCUUUCUGGUCUUACACAAGCAGCUGCAGAAGAACUUUACGUAUCUAUUGCUGUACAACUAGAGGGCUAUGGCCGAGAAACAUUUGCUGCUAAGGAUGAUGCAAAUAAUGAAAUCUUUCUUGGAAUUUCAAUGAAUGGAAUUAUCAUUGGGUACUCCAACGUGCAGUUGACAUCAUUUUACAGAUGGAAAGAUAUCAGCAAUGUAAUCAAUCAUAAAAAGACAUUCAAAAUUGAGUGUCAAGCUGAAAAUGAAGAACCCAAACAGUUUCACUUCACUGAUGCACGAACAGCGAAGUAUGUCUGGCGAUUAUGUAUAUCUCAGCACACAUUCUACAUGCAACACCAAGAGUCUAAUCUCGUUAAUAAAAUGAGUAACAGUCAUCUAGAUCCUGAUAAUAUUGAUAUAAGGGAUGAAAUAAGAGAUGUAAAUAUCGAUAAUGAAGCCAAGGCUGCAAGUCAGGCACAUUUCAAUAGCUGCAAUGAUAUAUCCUCGUCGCCAUUCCCUGUCGCUGCAUCGUCCAUCGAUAUGGAUACACUUCGCGCCUUACUUCCAUCUUAUAGACCGGCACCUGAUUACGAUACUGCCGUACAAAGAAAAUAUAAUACUGCCCCAAACGGUUCGCAUCACUAUUACGCGAACCAAUCUAAUGUACAAUCGUCCUCACUCGCGCACGAAGUUUGUAUGUCAACAAUUAUCAGCCCUGAAUUAUCGUGUUUACUCGGUAAUGCGGUGAACAGAAGUAGAUAUUGAUUAAUUUAAACAGAAUUUACGAAUAUUCAAAAGAAAACUGUUAAUCAUACAUAUCGUUUAUAACAAGUGCCUCUUACUCUGGAUAGUUGUGUAAUUUAUGUAAUAAAUAUUAACACAUCGUACUGUAUAAAUGCGUAAUAAAUUUUUUUUUUCUUUUUUUAAAGUCAUUAAUCCAUGUCAUUAGAACACACUGUAAAUUGCUCGCAUUUUCAUCAUAAUCGUAAAGGUACGAUGAAACUACUGUACGUUUUAUCAUAUUUAUUUAUCAAGAAUAAAUGCCUGAUUCAGGUAAAUUAAUGUCGUUUUUUUUAUUUAUACCAAUAUCAACGACAAUCAAAUUCGACUGUUUCGUAUAAAAAAAAAUAAUUCAAACGUUUUAUUCCAAUUAAAAAAUACAUAAAUAAUUAUAAGGAUCUGGCAACAGUUACCCUUCUCUUUCACAAACAAAGUAGAACCGCUAAGUACUACAAACUUUCGUGAGAUCUUGGUGCGCGCAGCAUAGUAAACAGUUGAAAACUUCCUAUACAAGCACUUACUUCUCUGUAACAAAAUUAUACUGUCGAUCUUGAAUACUGUUCGCACUAUUUAUUAGAUAAAAGCAAUAUAUGCAUAUAAAAAUAAUUGACCAAUUUCCGUGAAUAAAGAAAAUAGAGAUGUAAACAGCUACCGAUGUCAGAAAUGAAUUAAAAGCUUUGUUUAUGCAAAAACCAUACACAAUAGAGUGAAUUGUCCUAAUCUGUGACGUGCUAAAUUCACUUAGUGAGUGUUGCUGGGUCCCA